This is a messenger RNA of Emiliania huxleyi CCMP1516, 1268 nucleotides long. RefSeq lists its product as hypothetical. Bases 76 to 1200 code for a protein of 374 amino acids. Lineage: Eukaryota; Haptophyta; Isochrysidales; Noelaerhabdaceae. The record is from RefSeq and is a predicted model, not a curated record. The transcript has 2 exons.
CUUCGCACGACUGCGCCUCAUCACCAGCAACUAACGCCCAGCAGCGCGUUGGCCUGGCUCCGAAAGGUGGAGGAGAUGCGCAAGUGCAUGCGCGGCCGUCACUCCUACACUCUGGCGUGCGCCGUGUCGAUCUGUCUCGCCUCCCUCUUUGCACGCGCCCGCUCGCCACCUCCGCCCUGCUCCCUGCCCGCCUGGCCCGGCGAAGAAGUGGUCUCCUCGUGGGAGCACCACGGUUCGCGCGAGCGGUGCUUCUGUGCCUACGCGGCGCUGGCAGCGCACGCACAGCCGGGCACGCCGCGUCUGCGUGAGCUGGAGGAGUCAUGUCCUCGCUGGGCCGACUUUGUGUCGCUCGACGGCGGCCACUCGGCGACGAUGGUCCACGCGUCGGGAGCAUUUGCCAUCGCGCUCGGAUCGACCUCUGGCAACGCGAGCGAAAGAAAGUAUGGGUAUGUGCCCGACUGGGCGGCCGACCUGGGCUCCGGCUACGGCGAGGACUGCGACGUGAGCCGCGACCCUCGGUGUGAGGCGGUUGGUGCUCACGUGCUCUCGCUGCCACGGCGGCUCUACGUCGCCGACUGCUGCUCGCGGCCCGACGCGGCCAGAGGAGACGCGACAGUGGUGGCGGCGCGCCGGCCGGGGCCGCAGCCCGGCCCGUCGCUCGCCGACCUCAUCGCGAGCGACGCUGCGAGCGCCUGCGGGCUGCUGCAGGACCUCGUGGCUGGCGGGCUGAGGCAGGUGCGGCGCCUCGACGCUUUCGGCUCCUGCGCCGCGGAGAACGAGGAGCCGACUGCUGCGAGCGGCUGCUUGGCUCAGUGCUUCCACGUGGUGCCCGACGUGUGGUACCUGCACCUGCACACCACGGCGGGCGCGAAGGACAUCCGCGCCGCCCAGCCGUACAACGCCGGGCUCGGGCCCAGCUUCAACGUCUCCGAGGCGAGCGACCCGGCCACCGCCUUUGGAAGGUACAACGCUUGCGUGUGCGAGCCGCGCGCCUGGGCCGCCGCAGGCCGCGGGAGGGGUUCGUGCCCCGAGGCGCGCCCGUCGGACGCUGCCUACCCCGCCGAAGCGGCGCACGCCCUCUGUCGCAACGUCGCAGGCGCCUCCGGCGUCGACCCUCGGCUGUGUCACGCCUGCCGGCCGCCUGCCUCUACAUAUUUAAACCCCCGCCCUGCACGAUCUCGUGGUGUGUUUGACGUGUGAGAGGGGCCGAGGGAAGCCCUAGUCUGGCCGGUUUUCUUGCGGUAUCUUGAUGUAUCUCUCCAUAUCUG